This is a messenger RNA of Paramecium tetraurelia, 765 nucleotides long. RefSeq lists its product as uncharacterized. Gene Ontology annotation, cellular component: amphisome; aggresome. Gene Ontology annotation, molecular function: zinc ion binding; K63-linked polyubiquitin modification-dependent protein binding; protein kinase C binding. Lineage: Eukaryota; Ciliophora; Oligohymenophorea; Peniculida; Parameciidae. Gene Ontology annotation, biological process: aggrephagy; endosome organization; mitophagy. The transcript has a single exon. The record is from RefSeq and is a predicted model, not a curated record.
AUGAAACAUCUGAAAUUAUCUAUCCCCUGCAUGAAUUAAUCCUUCCUCUACAAGGGGAACUUUUUAGACAUCAAUUACGAGGAGCUUGUUAAGUUUGCAGAGAGCAAAUUAGGCAAAAAGUUGACUCCAGAACUCUAUUUUGUUUAUGUUAAUGUCGAAGGUGACAAUUUUGUAAUAGAUAAUGACCAUAAACUAAAUAAUCUGAAGAAGUUAAAUUCUUAGGUUUUGAAAAUCAUUCUCAAGGAAUUCGAAAGACAAGUAGUUCUUCAUCCAAAUACAAUUUGUUCUGUUUGCCAAUAGUCUCCAAUUUAAAAUAUUAGGCACAAGUGCGUUGUCUGUGAAGAUGUGGAUUUGUGUCAGCAUUGCAGUAUCGAACAUAGCAGAUUGCAUCCGUUGAUUAUGAUUUCUAAACCAGAAUAAGUGAUAUACUUAGAAAGUUUUUUUAAAAAGCACAUGAAGAAGGUGAAGAAUAUUUUAAAUUGUUCCAUCAGCAAAUCAAAAAGCACAGUCAUUGCAAUCAAAGAUGUGAUUAUGAAAAAGAAACAAGAUUAUUUUGGAAAUGUCAAAUAACAACAAGAUUAAUAAAUCGAUUAGGGACAAUUCAAGAAACCUCCAAGUCCAGAAGAAGAGGAUGUGUUGAACAAGACUCUGAGAUUGUCAGAAAUAUUUGAAGGACAACCCAGCACUUAUGAGAAAUUCGUUAAAUAGAAUAAGGAGUUGACAUUUGAAGAAUUAGUUGAGAAAGCAUCUGAAAAAUUUGCCUGA